AAAAUCCAGUAUUUUGUUGCCACACCUAAAUUUUAAAAUGGCUUGUUUCUGCUCCUGUAUCUGGGGUAACCCUGAUCCCGGUCCUGUGAGGCUUAGAGAAGUACAGCAAGUGGUCAUAGAUACCUCAAAAAUGGGGGUUGAUUGUGUUGUUGUGAAGUCGGGUAGGCGUGUCUGUGGUACUGGAGCUGCACUAGCUAAUGCUCCAAUAGUCCAGGAUAAGAGCUACUUUGAAGUGAAGAUACAAUGUGGAGGUGUUUGGGGUGUCGGUUUAGCCACACCCACAGUAUCCUUGGAUACAGUUCCCCUCGGUACUGAUACCAAUAGUUGGGUACUAACAUCAGAAGGUACUACCGUACACAACUCACAGACUAUCAGCAGAGGAAAGCAGAAACCAAAUGAAGGAGACAUCAUUGGUAUCAGUUAUGAUCAUGUUGAAAUGAACUUCUUUCUUAACGGCAAAUCAAUGGACCUGCCAGUAACUGGUAUCAGAGGAACAGUCUUCCCUGCUAUCUAUGUUGAUGAUGGUGCUAUAUUAGAUGUACAGUUCAUGGAUUUCACUUACCCUCCUCCUGAUGGCUACGAUCAAAUACUUUUGGAAAGAAACCUUUUAUGAAAGACCCUCUGAUUUUAUUAUUUUGUGUCGUUUAAUUUAAUGAUGAGUGUGACUUUUAUGUACCAGUAUAGUAAUGCAUGUAUGAAAUUA
Messenger RNA from Amphimedon queenslandica, 703 nucleotides. RefSeq names its product SPRY domain-containing protein 7-like. Lineage: Eukaryota; Metazoa; Porifera; Demospongiae; Haplosclerida; Niphatidae. The record is from RefSeq and is a predicted model, not a curated record. Gene Ontology annotation, molecular function: protein binding. Bases 38 to 613 code for a protein of 191 amino acids. The transcript has 5 exons.